AUGGAGCGCUCCGGCAGCGUCCAGCUGGACAUUCCCGACUUCUGUAACUCGGUCCUGUCUCACCUGAACCAGCUGCGGGUUCAGGGGCGCCUCUGCGACAUUGUGGUCAAUGUUCAGGGCCAGAGUUUCCGUGCCCACAAGGUGGUCCUGGCUGCCAGCUCGCCAUACUUCCGGGACCACAUGUCUCUGAGCCAGAUGAGCACGGUGUCGCUGACGGUGAUCCGGAACCCGUCGGUGUUUGAGCAGCUGCUGACUUUCUGCUACACGGGUCGCCUCUGCCUGCAGCUCGCUGACAUCAUCAGCUACCUGACGGCCGCCAGCUUCCUGCAGAUGCAGCACAUCAUCGACCGCUGCACCCAGAUCCUUGAGGGCAUCCACCUGAAGAUCAGUCUGGCUGACCUGGACGAGGGGUCCAGGGAGGACGAGGUGGUGCGGGGACCCAGAAGCAGCAGGACCCUGGAGGCCGUGGUGCGAGGAGGAGCUCAUCAUGGUGGUCUGCGGCUUCUUGGCCCGCGUGGAAGCGCCGAACCCAGCGAGGUGGUCAGCCCGACCGAGGAGCCGCUCAGCCCACCGCCAACCGUGGAGCACAGCGGGCUCGAAGGGUCCGGGGCCUCCAGCAGCCGAGCGGGCAAAGAGCCGAUCCUCCGCAUAAACCGGGCGGGGCAGUGGUACGUGGAGACGAGCAGCGAGCCGGAGCGGGCCGACAGCGCUGAUGAGCGAGCGGAGGGCGUCAGGAUAAAAACUGAGAGGAUGGAGGACUGGAUCGGAGCGGGAGAGCAGCAGGAGGAGGGGGGCCCGAUGGAGGAGGGGGCCACGGUGAUGAUCGACACAUCAGGACGCAGCACGCUGGUGACGGCGCCACUGGGAUCUCUGGGGACCCGCAGCACACAACCGUCCUCCAGCUUCAGCGAGGCGGACAGGUUCAGUCCCACCGGCAGCGUGGUCGUCCUCACGGAACGUCAGAGAGCAAAGAGUGAGUCUCCGAGCCGAGCCGACGAGCUGCGACAGCCAAACUCGCAGGGGGAGGAGCAUGCAGCGUUUGAUAUGGGCGGCUACGAGGAGUACCUGAGGGAGCAGGUAGGAGACCGUUGGUUCCGCUAUAACCCUCGGCUGACCUGCAUCUACUGCUGCAAGUCCUUCAACCAGAAAGGCAGCCUGGACCGCCACAUGCGCCUGCACAUGGGAAUCACGCCGUUCGUCUGUCGCAUCUGCGGGAAGAAGUACACCCGCAAAGACCAGCUGGAGUACCACAUCCGCAAGCACACCGGCAACAAACCCUUCCACUGCCACGUCUGCGGGAAGAGCUUCCCCUUCCAGGCCAUCCUCAACCAACACUUCCGCAAGAACCACCCAGGCUGCGCCCCGCAGGAGGCGCACAGCGCAUCCCCCGAGACCACCACCGCCUCCGUCACGUCCAGGGGAGGUCCGAGCGACGAGGCCUCACCGAGCCAAGAGGAGCCUGAAGGUGGAGGCGGGAGUGGUAACGGUGGAGGCCAGUACGGGGAGGGUGCUCAAACCUCCGUUUCCACCACGGGGCCCGACUGACCUCAGCAACAGGACGUGGGCGGGGCUAAGUCCAUUCCUGUUGUACCUGAAACCUUCAGGACGUUCUGAAGACAACGAACACCUCAGAGUCCAAACUGAGAUUUUUUAUUUUCCGCUUUAAACCGCAUCUACCUUCACUAACCAAGCCGGACCGAUUAAGCUAAAUGAAGAAACGCCACACACUCCCAACAACCUCAUCGCGCCACAGAGUUCCGUGGUUCUCGUUCGCCUCCGUCACGUUUUCUGUUACACCUUUAUACUUUUAUAUUCACAGCUUCACAAAGCGGCGUCACAGCGGUCCGUCUGGUCAGGACUUUGCCAAAAUACUCAGUGCCAGUUUACCGGUUCAAAUCCUUUUUGUUUGCCUUGAGACAAUCCGGAGCAGUCAGGUUAAUAAUAAUUAUAAUAUUUAUGCUCUUUAAGUGC
Molecule: messenger RNA, 1971 nt
Organism: Nematolebias whitei (Rio pearlfish)
Lineage: Eukaryota; Metazoa; Chordata; Actinopteri; Cyprinodontiformes; Rivulidae
Gene: zbtb37
Product: zinc finger and BTB domain containing 37
Exons: 3
Coding region: 1-1545 (514 amino acids)
Biological process (GO): regulation of transcription by RNA polymerase II
Molecular function (GO): RNA polymerase II cis-regulatory region sequence-specific DNA binding; protein binding; DNA-binding transcription factor activity, RNA polymerase II-specific
Source: RefSeq, a predicted model, not a curated record